Phlebotomus papatasi is the source of this 6194-nucleotide messenger RNA. RefSeq names its product WD repeat-containing protein 81 (gene Wdr81). Gene Ontology annotation, biological process: aggrephagy. Gene Ontology annotation, molecular function: protein binding; phosphatidylinositol 3-kinase regulator activity. The record is from RefSeq and is a predicted model, not a curated record. NCBI's taxonomy places the organism in Eukaryota, Metazoa, Arthropoda, Insecta, Diptera, Psychodidae. The transcript is spliced from 7 exons. Bases 95 to 5989 code for a protein of 1964 amino acids. Gene Ontology annotation, cellular component: mitochondrion.
ACUGCUUCUAUCACUGGUUUUCCUGGAGUUGUCAAAGUCCAGCAUUAUUUUUAGUUUUCGUGUGUUGUUUUUGGGAUUUUUCUCGUGGAAAACCAUGGAAGUGCUGAUAGAACAGCUAGGAAUUCCCAAGCGCCAAAUAUGUGAGACCAAAACUCCCAAUCGCUUUGAGAUUCUGACCAGCAACACCUGGAUCAAGUAUCUGGCCAAGUACAGCAAGCUCAUUUCAUUCCCAGCAUAUCAGAACACUAUUGAGGAAUGGGGAGACUUCAGCAAUGAUCCCCACUGGUCGAGAAUUUACGUGAGCGUACUCAAAAAGUACACACACAAAGUCAUUCCUCUGCCCAGAAUCCGUCAUGAUCCUAUUGAUGGGGAGAUGCCACUGUCCUACUCUCAGAUUCUGCACUACGUGAGCCAGAGCAAUCACAAAAAUCUCUGGAGGGCAGCUUACAAAAAAUAUGUGGAGAGUCAGGGGGAUAAGAGGGAAUCUACAGAGCAUCCAUCUUCCCGGAGGAACGAUAAAUCCGUCAAUCUUGUGCCCUAUGACGUUGUUCUCAGGGAAGCUGUGAUCAGAACUUAUGGCUGCACUGUUGUCCAUGCUAAACUCGACAGAGUUUCAGAUAGUGAGGAUAUCCCCACGAAUCCUGGAGAGAAUCUUGACAAUCCAGACACGAAUCUCUAUCCAGUUGUUGCUGCCAUUGAAAGCAAUAGCCACUUUUUCCUUGUCCAUGAUCUCGCCAUUAGCAAUACCCUCCAGGACUGCAUAACUUACAGUCCAGCUGUUCUCGAGAGAUCCCACAAUAAACCUCUAUUUCUGAUCUACCAGCUGUGCAAUCUCAUGAAAUCCAUGCACAGAAGAGGUCUCCUUCUGGGCGACAUCACUUUGGGUGAUAUGUACCUCACUGAAAAUCUCUGGCUUCAAGUUAUGCCUAAAAUCGAGGCUAACAUUCUCCAGUUGGAGAGUGAUUCAGAGCCAGGAGAAGUUUUUGAUCUCAUGCCAUCAACUUCAUCGCCCGGAAAGAAGAGGACUUGCUUCAUGACUCCAGAACUUGGAGCUCCAUCUUAUUCUCUGAGAGAUUGCUGUGAGAUGUGGUGCUGUGGCCACUUGUCCAACUUCGACUACCUCACGAUUCUCAAUAAUUUUGCCGGGAGACGCAUUGGCAUCCCUGGGCAUCAUCAUAUCAUGCCCUGGGUGAGUGACUUUGCCUUCCGGAACGGCAAUAACUGGAGAGAUCUCUCCAAAUCCAAGUACAGACUCAAUAAAGGCGAUGCCCAACUGGAUCUCACAUUCCAACCACAGAAUGGAGCUGAGAUUCCACAUCAUGUGUCUGACGUCUUGUCAGAUAUCACAUUCUAUGUGUAUAUGGCCAGGAGGACGCCAAGAUCUGUACUUUGUAGGCAUGUUAGGACUGUUUGGGUUCCAGCGGAAUAUCCAGCAUCUAUCCAACGCCUGCAGGAAUGGACUCCGGAUGAGUGCAUUCCAGAGUUCUUUACAGAUGCCAAUGUUUUCAAGAGCAUCCACGAGGACUUGCCUGAUUUGGAAGUCCCUGCCUGGGCCAGCUGCCCAGAGGACUUCAUCACGAAGCAUCGGGAAGCCCUAGAGAGCACUUAUGUGUCCGAACGAUUGCACAAUUGGAUUGACCUGACCUUUGGGUACAAACUAACUGGCCAAGCCGCUGUAAAGGCGAAGAAUGUUUGCCUAUCUAUGGUGGAUGAUCAUCAGAAUCUCUGCCAAAGAGGAGUAGUUCAGCUCUUCACGCACGCCCAUCCCCCCAAGAUGAUCCCCAAUGUGUGGUUGUCGAAGAACCAGCCAAGAAUCCACAGUCAAAUCGCUGAAACGUCCAAGAGACGGCUCACGAGAAGUUCCGAGGAUCUCAGUACACAACCCGGGGAAACCCUGGAACAAUCUCCAACUUCUGGCCGGAAGAAUUCCUCCUCGAAGCAACUCACAGCCAGUCGGAGUCACUGCAUCCCUGAAGAUGUGUCCAUCAGCAUUGAGAGAUCUAUGAGUUGCUACCAAAAUGUCCAGAAAACAAUUAUACUCCCCAAAGAUUACAAUCCCGUGUCCCAGCUCAUGGCUGUGGAAUCUGUUGAUGUCUUUCUGAGAAAAACCUUCCUCAAUGACGUGGAAAACUCGCCCAAAGUCGAGAUUCCCACGAGAUCAUCAGCUCAGUACAUGUCAGACGGGGAUUCGGGAUCCUUCACCAACAGGAUCUUCUCGGAAACUUAUGAAGCCAGCCUAAAGCACAACAAGCGCUUGGUUAAUCUCAAGCACAAGAACCAGAUUGUCCAGAAGUCCACGAGGAACUUUAAGCAAAUAAUCGCUGAGUAUCGACUCAGAGAACUUCAAAUUCUAGGAUGCCUCAUUGUGGAGCUCUGUCUACCCCAUAAAAUGCGUCCUUUGAGUUCAGCUGCCUGUGGAGGAACCUUUGAGCAACGUCUUGCUACUUGCAGGAGCAUCGUGAAAGCUGAUGGGGAUUGUCUUCCACCAUGCGUUCAGUAUCCCGUCCGACUCUUCCUCCAACUCACUCCGGAAGAGUCAAUAAUCACGGAGAAAGGUCUCCCAGUCCCAUCAGCUCAUCAAAUUCUCCAACCCUUGCUGACCAAUGCUCUCUUUCCCUUCCCGCCUACUUAUCUGGGGGUCUAUGCAACAAUUGAGACCCUCAAACGCUUCCAGGAAGCUCUGAGACUUCUAGAAAUGACCACGUACUUCGAGUGCGAUGGGAAAGAAUGUUCAAAAUAUGAGACCGUCGAUCGAACUCGAUUGGCGUUCCGGAGGAGAAUGGCAGAGUGCAAGGUUAAAGCCUGUGUGAGUCUUCUGGACAACAUCCUUGAACCAAUUGGCUAUGAACAGUUUUCCGCGGUUGAAUUAGUUCUUCCUCAUGUUGUGGAGCUGAUGUCACAUGAAGACACAGCUAUCCUGGCUGCUUGGUAUCUGUUUGAUGCUAUGGCAUCAGUUCUCGGCCCUGAAGAUACCCGGAAGCAUCUUCUUGGACCGCUUUUGCGUCUCUAUGACACAGACAAUGAAAGCAAAUGGGGUCAGGUGAAUUUUGACCUGAACACCACCCGACAGGGUACAAAUGCCUCAUUUAGAAGCAAGAAAUCCGUCAAGUUGUACCAUCAUAGCUUCCUCCUGCGACUUAUCGUGCGAUUUGGCUUGAGGGUCUUCCUUGGUAAUUUCAUAGCGCCCCUCAUUGAGGCUGUUGGCGGGUACAAAGAACCAGAAACUACAUCUAAUCUUCAUUCCCAUGAUGAUCGUCACAGGACCAAAUCCACUCGGAUCCUUAAACUCAAUCAAUCUGAGAGCCUGCAACUGCAUUCUCCAGAUGCUGAAGAUAAUGAAGGGAGGCGCAAAAAAGACACUUCUGAUCACGAUGGAUUGUUCUUUUUCGAGCAGGAGCACGAUGACGCUAAAAUGGAUGCUGAAGAUUUGGAUGCUGAGAAGAAUAUUCUAAAAUUGAUGGAUCACCUGGAAUUCAAGUCCGAUGGGAGUGUAUCAGAGUUGCAAUUAAAUCACGCACAGGCGGAAGAAGUUACAGAGGAUUCCAUUGUGGAUGAUCCGGAGAAUGAGAAGUCAUCCACAAUUCCCAUUCCUCACUGUGUCCGGAGCACUGACCAAGUCCUCACAAUUGGCUGUGAGGUAGGCAGUCGUAAGAGUACAGAUUCCACCGAGAUCGUCCUCAAUGAACCACAUAUGGGUCAGAAAAAUCAAGAUCGCAAUAGGAAGUCCAGCAGAAUCUCAGAAAUGAGCGCUGAGAGCCUCAUUUGGCUAUCUCAUCGUCUUGGUCCUGUACUCACAGCCAGGUACCUCACACGAAAUCUCCUGAAGAUGCUGACCCUUUGCUAUGUUGGUCAGGAAAAUCUUCUUCCGGAUGACUCUAGGCCUCCUCCGAGCAUUAACAACUUCUCAAUAGCAUGUGGAAGGGUUGUUGGGGAUCACAGUGCAGCGAAGAUCCUGGAGUGCCUAACAGCCAUUUCAGCUCUUUUCGGGGAGCAACUCAUCCUUCUGCAGUAUCUCCCGCAUGUGAGUGAAUUGAUCAUCCUCUGCAAGAAGCGCAUUACUCCAAGUCUCGAGGGUGCUCUAAUCAGUUCCCUCCAGCUUCUCAAGUACCUGGUUCCAUGUCUCAGUGAUUCCACAAUCAUGGAUCAACUGCACAAUCCCUCUCGAUGCUUCCAGGACAUGAUCCUUCAGUCAAUAGUGCAUCCCAUCAUAAAGAUCUGCUCAAGUCGAUGCCCCAUGCCAAGUGGCUUUCUCGCGAGGAAUGUCAUCGCGCGGAAACUCUUGGACACUCUCUAUGUCCUAUCCAUAAGGAUUGGCCGAGAAAUGACCAGAGAACAUCUCUGUGUUCCAGCUUUGCAGAGAUUCUUCCUGAUCUUUGACAAAGCUUACGGUGUAGUUGAAAAUUUGUCAUCUUCAGAAGCUAAGGGUGGACCAGAAUCUAGCCCAGUGGCCACAGAAGACUUGUACGAAGAAGUCAAACGAGAUGGUGGGAUCCAGGAAUGGACUCUUCAAGGAUCUCCCCUUCAAUUCUCCAUUGCAAAGAUGAAUGCUUCCCUAGACAGCGUCUCACCGCCAAUGGAUGCCGCAGCUUCUGAAGCCAAAAGCCAGGCCAUCAAGGAAAAAGUUCUCGAAGAAAUCAAGGAUGUCUUUACUCCCAAUCUCGCUCACGUGGCUUACGUUCCAUUCCUGAACUUCCUCGGAGAGAGUGUCAUGCAGCAAACUGUUAAGAAUCUUCCUCUGAUCCUCAAUCUCUGCCAUGAAUUUGAGCAACCAGAUGCUCCUCUAUCCUCCGACAGACCUUCCCGCAGUGAUUCCCUGAGACUCCCCGUUCCGGGAACUUCUUCAAAAACCGAUGAAGACUGCAGUGGGAUCUCUAACAGUUUCGGAACAACAGUUGUUGGCAAUCGCAUUGAGGUAAAGAGUGAGAAGGUGCCAGAAAUGGGCGUAAUGGAAGUUCUGGACAUGGUUACGUACAAGAUGGAUCAUGUCAACAACACCAGGCACCUCCGUGGGAACUGGCUGGCUUACUGGGAGCACGAAAUCGGACGCUCAGACAAGGAUAAUCAUCUCAAUUUGAAGCAGAUCAAGCUACAGAGCUAUGCUGGACACACAAAUUCCGUAAGGAGUAUUUUGGCCCUGGACAAUGAGAACAGCUUCAUGUCGGCUUCCAAGGACAAAACUGUAAAGCUCUGGAGUUUAAGAAGCGAAGGCGAUGGCUCGAAGGUUUCCACGUGUCAGUACACUUAUACAAAUCAUAGAAAAUCUGUGCAUUCCCUGACAUUCCUGGAUUCAUUAAGACUCACCGUUUCUUGUGAUUCAUGUGUUCAUUUAUGGGAUCCAUUUGUGGGGAGCUUGAUUGGCCAAUUGGAUGCCACAAAAUACAGCCCUGUCUCUGUUGUACGCACAUUCCCUGCUCCCAGUGCCCUGGUUCUUGCCGGAACAGCCGAUGCCUCUGUUAAGAUAAUCGAUGCCAGGGAUUUUUCCUACGUCAUUGAUUGGAAACUAACUCAGAAUGCCACAGGAUCAGUUCGUUGCAUGGCAGUAUCUCCUUCGGGCACCUGGAUUGCUGUGGGACUGAGUUCUGGACAGCUGACAGUUCUGGACAGUCGAACAGGAAUGAUUCUAGCCACUUGGCGUCCUCACGAUGGUGAACUGCUCCAGUUAACAGCGCCAAAUGAUCAUCAAGUGAUCAGUUCGAGUCUCGAUCACAGUAUUUCCGUUUGGAAUGCUCACGACGGAAGUCUUCUGUUCAAUCUCAAGAACCCAGCAGAGCCAACCCAUUGCCUCUACUACAACAGUCCAGAGCUGAUAUCUGGGACUCCUGCCAAUAAAAUCUGCGUGUAUUCGAAUAUCGAACCAGAGGCUACGUUCUUCGUUACGAAACUGCGAUCGGAUACUCUGAAGGGGGUACUCACGAGUCUCGUGGCACUUCCAUUGAAUCGAAUGCUCCUUGUAGGCAGUGACAGUGGCAAUAUCACCCUCAUCUGCUAAGGAUCAAUUGAUCCAGACACCAAAUGUUUUUUUGCAUCUAGAAUUAAUUGUAUACAAUUGAAAGUUAUGUGAUUUAUUUUAUUGUUCUUUUAGAUACUCGGUUAAUGCUCCUCACAUUGCGUUCCAAAUGAGUUAUUUUAUUCACUCUCUCUUAAUUUAUGCUGUGAAAAUUAUCAUGCAAAUAUAUACAAAUUUAGUGAAAAGA